Lingula anatina is the source of this 2265-nucleotide messenger RNA. RefSeq names its product organic cation transporter protein. The record is from RefSeq and is a predicted model, not a curated record. Gene Ontology annotation, cellular component: membrane. Gene Ontology annotation, biological process: transmembrane transport. Lineage: Eukaryota; Metazoa; Brachiopoda; Lingulata; Lingulida; Lingulidae. Gene Ontology annotation, molecular function: transmembrane transporter activity.
AGCUUAUACGUAGUUACUAAACAGAGAUAUCAUCUUUAUCUUAUUACUUUGGUUGAUCACAACUUUAUGCAGCAAUACAGUGGUUGAAAUAAUGGCUCAGUUUGACGAUCUUUUGUUAGAAAUUGGACAAGUUGGAUGGUACCAAGUGCUCCUAUCUUUUGUCAUCACCAUAGGAUACGAGUUUAAUACAGCGUGUUCAAUGCUUAUCUUAAUGUUUAUUGGACCAGAUCCUGGUUGGACGUGCGCAGACAACAGUGACGUGAAUGCCAGCAUGAGUUGGAAUGAGUCUUACACUACCAUGCUCACUCCUUCACUUAAUACAACACCCACGCUAGCUUCCAGCACACCUGUUCCGACUAUUUCAACCAGAGACGUUUGUAAGGAUUGUACAAACUAUAAAUUCAAUAAAGACUUUACAUCUAUAGUCACAGAGUGGGAAUUGGUUUGCGACCGGGACUUUAUAAGUGACACCAUUACGUCUUUGCAAAUGGCGGGAGUGCUUGUCGGAUCUUUGUUUUUUGGGCAGCUUAGUGACUUGUUUGGGAGAAAGAAGGUCUACUUUCUUGCUACAACUUCACUUUGCGUCAUGGGUGUUGCUCAAGCAUUUGCUACAAAUUGGAUACUUUUUGCUGCAUGUCGGUUUGGAAGUGGUGUAUUGAUAGGAGGUAACAUAGUUGUUGGACACGUCUAUAACAUCGAAUUCCUGGGCCCAAAGUAUCGUCAUAUUCCUCUCACAUUUGGAUUGUGGGCGACAAGUUCCCUGAUAUUAUUAGCCAUGGCGUACUUCAUCCGCGACUGGCGCCAUCUCCUGCUGGCAACAUCUGUGCCUGGCUUCACCAUUAUUGGAGCGUGGUGGUUCGUACCUGAAAGUCCCAGAUGGCUUCUUAGUAAGGGUCGCUUUGACGAGGUGACAACUAUUGCGAAGAGAAUAGCCAAGAGAAACAAAAAACCGCAACCAAAUAUGGAGAAAUUCAUAAAGGCGUACAAGAAUGAAACGCCUAAUUGUGAGCCCGGAGUUAAGCACAGUUAUUGGGACCUCUUUCGUACACGCAGUUUAGCUAAGUGCACGCUCAUCUUCUCGUUACAGUGGUUCUGCAUGAGCUUGAUUGGGUACGGGGCAGCAUUCAACAUGAAGAAUUUACCUGGCGACAGAUUCGUAAACAUGUCAAUCUCCUUCUCGUCCGGCUAUCUUAUACCCAUCAGUGUGUUCUUUCUGCCGCGAUGGUUUGGACGUCGUACAAUAUGUGUGGCUGGCUUUUUGAUCUCAUCCAUUGCUUUUAUUCCAAGUGUGGUAAUUUAUAUCAUUGACAAAGCUGAUGACCUAUGGCUUCUGGUUAUCAUUCUAACUACGAUAGGCGGAACUGCGCAGGGGGCAUCGUGGAAUGGCUCUAUUUUACUUGUAACGGAAACUUACCCAACUGCAAUAAGAAAUAUUGGGCUCGGGUUUGCGUCUAUGUCUGCACGUUUUGGAGGGAUACUAGCUCCCCAGAUGGCUUAUUUUGGUACAUUUUGGGCACCGAUUCCAUUUGUAAUGAGUGCAGCUUUUGCUUUCUUAUCUGGGAUUGCAAGCCUUUACCUGAAGGAAACCAAAAAUAAAAUUUUGGUAGAUGAAGUACCAGACAGAGAGUGUUGCCUUUGUUGCCCAUUGAAGAAAGAAGAUGACGAUAAAAUGGAUGACAAAGAAUUUGUCACAGUGACUGAACUUUGAACGUUUCUCUCCAUACAUAUUCUGCGCAAGUAAACAGGCCGAACAGCGGUAUGCUCACGCGUUAAUUACUCUUAAAAAUUCCAAGGGGACGUUAAAUCAGUCUAAGCCAGAAUUUUGAACGCAUUCUGAGAGCAUGAAUUGCUUCUUGAUGAACUUAUCUGAGGACAAUAAAAUGUAUAUUGAAAGAUAAAUGGCCUUAACCAGUAUCGCAAGAAAAAUAAAAUAUAUUCACCGUCCCCUGUCCAACCUCGGUAUUCAGUCAUCUUGACACAGUUUUAACGCAGUUCACGGGCACGAGAGUCUCGCGAUAUGUGGAAGUCAAGUCAUGGAGUGAAUGGUGUAUCUGGAGAACCUGCGCUUAGGCGCGUGUUUUGAUUUUUUACUUUUUCCAAAACUGUUACAGGGUAAUGGUGAGUGGCAAGAAAGGAAGUAAGAGGGGAGAAAUGUCGAUUAACCGGUUAAAUAUGAGUUUUAGAGAGAAAAUCCUGGAUUGAGAUGUUUAAAGUGUUGCCUUGCUCUUCAAAAUACAUUUUAGAACUGUAAAAAGCAACUGCCCU